AUGGGGUCUGUAUUUGACCAUGUAGAAUUCGUUGAUGUACUUGAUAGCAAAGACGAAACGAACUUAGCAUUACUUUCGAGACCAGACUUGGGGGUAACCUUCACAAAGCUUCAUUGUUGGAGAUUAACUCAGUAUACGAAAGCUGUUUUUAUGGAUGCUGACACCAUGGUAUUGAAAAAUAUUGAUGAUUUAUUUGAGCGGGAGGAACUCAGUGCUGCUCCGGAUCCAGGUUGGCCAGACUGUUUCAAUUCCGGAGUUUUUGUUUUCAAACCGUCAUUGGAAACAUACAAGAAGAUACUAAGUUUUGCUGUUAGCCAUGGAAGCUUUGAUGGGGGCGAUCAAGGUCUGCUGAAUAUCUUCUUCUCCGACUGGGCAACCAAAGAUAUUCGUCUUCAUUUACCGUUCAUUUACAAUGUCAUCAGCCAAGCAUUUUACUCCUAUCCACCUGCUUUUAUUCAUUUUCGUAAUAAAAUUCGUGUUGUUCAUUUUAUUGGGUCUGAGAAACCUUGGCACUGUGAACUGGACAAAUUCGGACAAGUCAUUGUUCGUGAUCCCACAAGUGUUGGAACUCCUGAAUUUUUGCAGCACUGGUGGAAUUUAUUUAUGACCCACGUUCAUCCAAAACUAAUCCCUGGUGAGAGCGAUUUUGUGGGUAAAUUGGCUCAGAUUGAGAUAAGUCAAUCUUCCUCAAGCUUGACUCAAGCCAGUGAUGAAUCUGAAAGACAAUUGGCAUGGGAACGUGGGCAAAUGGAUUAUAUGGGUUCUGAUUCAUUUGAAAAAAUACAAAAUCUUCUGGAAUCAAAAAUCAAAAAAUAGAAACUAGUAUAUAGUAAGUAAGUAAGUAGCAAUUAGCAGCAAUACAUAUGAGAGUAGACGCACAAGUUAUGCAGACUGAGCAUGCAUGCAUACUUACUAACAUUUUGCUACGCAUUGAAUACCCAAAUUUUUAACUGCUGCUCACAUGUUUUGACACAUCAGUCUUAUAAACAAACAGUAAUAACUCCUAAUGAUUGCAAUAUCUCUUGUUCUACAUAGAUUAAAAAGAGGUAUACCAUAAACUGAUUUUUGGAAUUAUUCUGCCUUAAAUUAUUCCUAAUUCAUUUUGCUUAUAUUUCUGCUCAUUACUGUUUGUUUUCGAUUUUUUGGUUACUUUUCAUUGAUAAUCUUGUGGAUAUAUUGGACCAAUGAUAUAUAUAUAUAUAAUUACCAAGUAUUUCUUCAAAUUAUUUCAAUAGAAUUAAUAACUCAUACUAUUUCUAUGAUUUAUUUCAUUCUCACCAUUUUGGUUUUCAUAUUCUUCUAUGUAAUUUUGAAGUGUUUAUCUUGACUAUUUAAAGUUUCCAAUUUUCCUUUUUAUUUCACUUUAAUCUACUUUCAUGUUUUUAUGAAAAACUACUUUGUAUUUGAG
Messenger RNA from Schistosoma bovis, 1408 nucleotides. Lineage: Eukaryota; Metazoa; Platyhelminthes; Trematoda; Strigeidida; Schistosomatidae. The record is from the annotation of a GenBank genome assembly.